UCUCUCUAGUUUCAUUCAUUUUUCUUCUUGUCUCCUCUCUCUCUCUCACCAUCACACAGAACACAUAAGAAUCCAUGGCUGCUUCUUCAUCCUCUGCUGCUUCCUUCUUUGGAGUUCGACAAGAUGAACAGUCUCACCUGCUACCUCCUAACUCCUCCGCAGCCGCUCCUCCUCCUACUCACCACCAGCCACCGCAGCCUCCUCAGCAACCCCUUGAAGCUCCACCGCAGAAAAAGAAGAGAAACCAACCAAGAACUCCAAAUUCAGAUGCAGAAGUGAUAGCUUUAUCUCCAAAGACACUUAUGGCUACAAACAGAUUCAUAUGUGAAGUAUGCAACAAAGGGUUUCAAAGAGAACAGAAUCUACAACUUCACCGAAGAGGACACAACCUUCCAUGGAAACUUAAGCAAAAAUCGACCAAAGAAGUGAAGAGGAAAGUGUAUCUUUGUCCGGAGCCCUCGUGCGUCCACCAUGACCCGUCACGUGCUCUCGGAGACCUCACCGGAAUCAAGAAACAUUAUUACCGUAAACACGGUGAAAAGAAAUGGAAGUGCGAGAAAUGUUCUAAGCGUUACGCUGUUCAAUCUGAUUGGAAAGCUCACUCCAAGACUUGUGGUACCAAAGAAUAUCGUUGCGAUUGUGGUACACUCUUCUCCAGGCGAGACAGUUUCAUUACGCAUAGAGCCUUCUGUGACGCGUUGGCACAAGAGAGUGCGAGACACCCAACUUCUUUGACUUCUUUGCCAAGUCACCACUUUCCAUACGGACAAAACACCAACAACUCCAACAACAACACUUCUAGCAUGAUCCUUGGUAUGCCCCAAAUGGGGGCCCCACAGAAUCUUGAUCAUCAGUCCGGUGACGUUCUUCGACUUGGAAGCGGUGGAGGACGUGGAGGGGCCGCCUCACGCUCUUCCUCUGAUCUCAUCGCUGCAAAUGCUUCAGGUUACUUCAUGCAAGACCAAAACCCUAGCUUUCAUGACCAACAAGACCAUCAUCAACAACAACAACAAGGGUUUUUGGCUGCAAGCAAUAACAUCAAGCCAUCUCCAAUGAAUUUUCAACAGAGUCUGAUGCAGUUCUCACAUGAUAACCAUAAUUCUCCUUCCUCCAAUCUCUUCUUCCUAUCUGGAAACAAUGGAGUUGCUUCUGCUACAAGCAACCAUAAUGCUGCUGCUGUUUCUUCGGGUAAUCAUAUGAUUUCAAACCAUUUUAGUGGCGAAAAUGCUGUUGGAGGAGGAGGAGGAAGUACAGGUCUCUUCCCUAACAAUCUGAUGAGUUCAUCAGGCAGAAUCAACUCAGGAGCGGUGCCUUCACUCUUUAGCUCGUCAAUGCAAAACCCUAAUUCAGCACCUCACAUGUCAGCCACUGCUCUUCUUCAGAAAGCUGCUCAAAUGGGUUCAUCAACCUCAAGCAGCAACAACAACAACAAUAAUAACAACGCCUCGUCGAUUCUAAGAAGCUUUGGUAGCGGAAUGUACGGAGAGAACGAGAGUAAUCUUCACGAUUUGAUGAACUCUUUCUCAAACCCGGGCGCAACGGGAAGCAACGUUAAUGGUGUAGAUUCUCAGUUUGGUGCGUACGGAGGAGUGAACAAAGGACUAAACGCUGAUAAACAGAGCAUGACUAGAGACUUUCUUGGAGUUGGACAGAUUGUUAGAAGCAUGAGUGGAAGCGCAGGGUUUCAACAACAACAACAACAUCAGCAACAUGGGAAUGGUAGUAGAGAAAGAGUUGGCUCUUCAUCGGAUUCGGCCGAUAGAAAUAGCAUGAAUGUGAAUCCUGGUGGUGGUUCUACUAGUUCACCACCGUAUGGAGUCCAUCAUGCUAGUUUCUAGCUAAAAGAAAAAAAAAUUAAAAGGUUUUGAAUUCAUCAGAGGACGUACAUGCUAUAUAUCUUUCAGGCAUGCAUCAAUGCAUGUCGUCAUCAAAAUCCCAUGACUCUCAGUAUUUAAGCUUAUCAGAAAGUAGUAAUAAAUAGUUGCAUUUUAUCUAAACUCAGCCCUCUUUUUUUAUUGUAAAAUUUUUCGCCUUUAUAGUUUAUAUAAAUGGAUUCCUCCUGAAAAAUAUUCAGAGUUAUAGUUUAUUGUUACAUAAUGAAGAAUUUUUUGUAUUAUUACAUUUUGCAUAAUUUUUGCAAUUCUAAACUUUCUUUUGGAUUGUGAAAGAUUAGAUAUAUUAUC
This is a messenger RNA of Eruca vesicaria subsp. sativa (arugula), 2183 nucleotides long. The record is from the annotation of a GenBank genome assembly. NCBI's taxonomy places the organism in Eukaryota, Viridiplantae, Streptophyta, Magnoliopsida, Brassicales, Brassicaceae.